Budorcas taxicolor (takin) is the source of this 831-nucleotide messenger RNA. It is a transcript of the gene HPCAL4, whose product is annotated as hippocalcin like 4. Gene Ontology annotation, molecular function: calcium ion binding. Lineage: Eukaryota; Metazoa; Chordata; Mammalia; Artiodactyla; Bovidae. The record is from RefSeq and is a predicted model, not a curated record. Bases 1 to 600 code for a protein of 199 amino acids. The transcript is spliced from 4 exons.
AUGAGAAACCUGCCAGGCCCUGCCAUGGGGAAGACCAACAGCAAACUGGCCCCAGAGGUGCUGGAAGACCUGGUUCAAAACACCGAGUUCAGUGAGCAGGAGCUGAAGCAGUGGUACAAGGGCUUCCUGAAGGACUGCCCCAGCGGCAUCCUCAACCUGGAGGAGUUCCAGCAGCUCUACAUCAAGUUCUUCCCCUACGGUGACGCCUCCAAGUUCGCGCAGCACGCUUUCCGCACCUUCGACAAGAACGGCGACGGCACCAUCGACUUCCGGGAGUUCAUUUGCGCCCUUUCGGUCACCUCCCGCGGUAGCUUCGAGCAGAAACUCAACUGGGCCUUUGAAAUGUACGACCUGGACGGUGACGGGCGCAUCACGCGUCUCGAGAUGCUGGAGAUCAUUGAGGCUAUUUACAAGAUGGUGGGCACUGUGAUCAUGAUGCGCAUGAACCAGGAUGGGCUCACGCCCCAGCAGCGCGUGGACAAGAUCUUCAAGAAGAUGGAUCAAGAUAAGGACGACCAGAUUACACUGGAGGAGUUCAAGGAGGCGGCCAAGAGUGACCCAUCUAUUGUGCUGCUGCUGCAGUGUGACAUGCAGAAGUAGAGGCUGGUGAGGGGCAGGGCCCCUGGCCAGGAAGGGCGUGGCCACCUCCCAACCCAGUGACCUCUCUGGCUGGCCCUUCCUUAGGGGGAGGGGGACUCCAGCCUCACUCUCUGGCCCACCCACCCCUCUGCCCAAGCCCUUGCUCUCCUCAGUCAAGAUCCUUAAGGGACCACCUCACCCUGGAAUAGAGAAGAUCCUCAGGUAUUUAAUGGCCUAGCCCCAGCCCCAGUC